Periconia digitata is the source of this 736-nucleotide messenger RNA. Lineage: Eukaryota; Fungi; Ascomycota; Dothideomycetes; Pleosporales; Periconiaceae. The record is from the annotation of a GenBank genome assembly.
GACCCCAACCAUGACUACCAAACGGAUAUUCAAAGCGGCAGUGCUAGUGAACAGCAUCUCGUCGCUUGAUCCGGCUUUCAAAAAUGCAUUCCAAGAAAACAUCACCACAGCCAGCCGCGAUGCACAAGUCGACUUCUUCGACCCGAUAAAGACCCAAAUUUACCCCGAAAUCGGAGAAUACGACUUGAUUGUUCUCACGGGAGGAAACGUUGCAGACGCAGCGGCGAAGGAUAUCCCAUGGUUGCUCAAAAUGCAAGAAUUUUUGAGAGCGACAGUCGACAAGUCUCCAAUGCAAAAAAUUGUUGGAGUCUGUUGGGGCCAUCAGCUGACUCAUAUUACUUUUGGAGGUACCGUUGGCUCUAUGAAUGAGUUUGAGGUGGGCGUGACGCCUGUUACACUGACCCAUGAGGGCUCCGCUUUCUACUCUGGUAGCUUCCCAUCGAAUGAUGAGUUGAGGAUUCAUCAGUUCCAUGAACGUGAGGUAAAAGUCCCUGGAAAGGGAUUCGUCGCUUUAGCGGAAAACAAUCAGUGUCUGGUUAAUGCGGCCAACACCAUUCUCACAUUCCAGGGUCAUCCGGAGAUGUCCGCAGAGUUGUCAAAGCUAUUGUUGGAGGAUACACCAAAGUACAAAGGCCAAUCCGAAGAAGAGAUUGAAGUAUUGGAUAGCAAGAUAAACCGCCCACAUGAUGGUAUUGCAGUUUGGGCGAGAAUCAUACAGUGGGCUGGCGAAGCAUGA